AUGGGGUGUCCAGAAGCAGACGUCGAGAAAGAUAAGGGAAAUAUUGCCUACAAGAAAAAGGAUUUCGAAACUGCGAUCGGCCAUUAUGACAAGGCAAUAGAACUUGACCCAACAUGUAUAACGUACUACACGAAUAAGGCGGCUGUUUAUUUCGAAAAGCGUGAGUAUGACCGAUGUAUAGAGGUGUGUGAAAAGGCUGUUGAAGUAGGGCGAGAAAAUAGGGCAGAUUAUAAGCUUAUUGCCAAAGCUUAUGCUCGUGCAGCUCACGCUUUUGAGAAGAAAGAAGAUUAUGCGAACGCAAAGAAGUUCUACGAUAAAUCUUUGUCGGAAUCCAGACAACCAGAUAUUGAAAAGAGUGCUCGAGCUCUUGAUAAACUUAUAAAGGAAAAGGAGAAGCUAGCUUACAUAGACCCGGAGCAGGCAGAGAUUGAGAAGACCAAAGGGAAUGAACUUUUCCAGAAAGGCGACUAUCCAGAGGCUGUAAAGCAUUAUAGCGAGGCAAUCAAAAGAAACCCAUCAGAUGCUAAACUGUAUAGCAAUCGUGCAGCGUGUUACACCAAGAAAGGAGCUGCGUGCAACGCAAUGAAAGAUUUCACUCAAGCAAGAAAAGCUUUCCGGAAAGCUCUUGAACUGGAUUCGGAUUGUACUGAGGCUAGUGAAGGUCUUAUGCAGUCAUAUUCAAAUGACGAUGACCCGGAAGCUGCUCGUAAACGUGCUGUGAACGAUCCUGAAAUAGCUUCAAUCUUAUCUGAUCCAGCUAUGCGUGUUAUUCUUGAUCAAAUGUCAGACCCCACUGCACUUCGUGAGCACUUUAACAAUCCUGAGAUAGCUUCAAAAUUGAUGAAACUGAUCGAUGCUGGCUUGAUUUCCUUCCGAUGA
This is a messenger RNA of Heterobilharzia americana, 879 nucleotides long. Lineage: Eukaryota; Metazoa; Platyhelminthes; Trematoda; Strigeidida; Schistosomatidae. The record is from the annotation of a GenBank genome assembly.